Varanus komodoensis (Komodo dragon) is the source of this 1494-nucleotide messenger RNA. RefSeq names its product SVOP like (gene SVOPL). Gene Ontology annotation, molecular function: transmembrane transporter activity. Gene Ontology annotation, biological process: transmembrane transport. Bases 1 to 1200 code for a protein of 399 amino acids. The record is from RefSeq and is a predicted model, not a curated record. The transcript is spliced from 12 exons. Gene Ontology annotation, cellular component: membrane. NCBI's taxonomy places the organism in Eukaryota, Metazoa, Chordata, Lepidosauria, Squamata, Varanidae.
AUGGUGUUUUUUGGCUAUAUGGUAUCCAGUGUAAUAUUUGGGCACUUAGCUGAUAGAUACGGCCGCUGGAAGGUUUUAUUCAUCUCUUUCGUCUGGGGAGCGUAUUUCUCCUUGCUAACAUCAUUUUCCCCUUCGUACAUCUGGUUUGUCUUCCUCCGGACCAUGGUGGGAUGUGGUGUGUCGGGUCAUGCUCAAGGGCUUAUAAUACAAACAGAAUUUUUGCCAACAAAGUACCGGGGUUAUAUGUUGCCAUUAUCACAGGUGUUUUGGUUGGCAGGCUCCUUACUAAUUAUUGGGUUGGCAUCGGUAGUUAACCCAACCCUUGGAUGGCAGUGGCUGGUACGAAUUGCUUCAAUUCCAGGCAUAGUCCUCAUCCUAGCAUUUAAGUUCAUCCCUGAGUCUGCUCGGUAUAACGUGUCUUGUGGAAAUGACAACGGUGCCCUUGCAACGCUGCAUUGGAUUGCUAAGAUGAACCGUUCUGUUAUGCCUGAAGGAAAGUUGGUGGAACCUGUUGAAGAAAGAAGGGGUAGAUUCAAAGAUCUUUUGAAUCCCAAAUACUUACGAACAACUCUGCAAAUAUGGAUUAUAUGGCUCGGAAUAGCUUUCGCUUAUUAUGGAGUCAUCCUGGUGAGUGCAGAGUUGCUGGAGAAGGAUUUGGCUUGCGGAAGAGGAGCUGGAGAGGAGGGGUUGGGCCAUCGUUCUGAGGAGAUCCAGAGCCCUUGUCUCUGCCACCUGUUUGCUCCGUCUGAUUACCAGAUCAUGUUCAUCAGCACGGUUGGCGAGACUGCAAUAAAUCCUUUAAACAUUCUUGGCAUCAAUUUCCUGGGAAGGCGACUGAGCCUGACGAUAACGAUGGGAUGCACUGCAGUGUUCUUCCUUCUCCUGAAUGUAUGCACUUCAACUACGGGCCUUAUCAGUUUUCUCUUCCUGUUGCGUGGCUUUGUCUCUGCAAAUUUCAAUACCAUCUACAUUUACACAGCUGAGGUUUAUCCAACAACAAUGAGAGCUCUGGGACUGGGGACCAGCGGUUCCCUAGGUCGCAUUGGUGCCAUGGUGGCACCUUUUAUAGCACAAGUGCUUCUGAAUGCCUCUUUCUUGGGAGCACUUUGCCUUUUUGCUUUGGUUUGUGUUUUGUGCGCUAUCUCUGCUUUCACUCUACCCAUAGAGACCAAAGAAAGAGCACUUCAGCAAAUGAAAUGAUGACAUGACCACUUGAAAGAGAAAAAUGUAAGAGACUGUUAUAUUGUAUCUGCCCAACUAAGUCCAUUUCUGGAGAGUAGUUUUCCGCCAACAUGUAUUAAAAUAUAAUAAAGACACACAAUUCAUUUUAAUAAACCAGACUCAUUUCUAUUACCUCAAAAUAAAUGUAAUCUUUGCAUUGUGCAAAUGAAAAAAAAAUUGUCAGUGACCAAUAUGACGACUAAUUACUGUGCUUUCUCAAGAUUGGGUUACUGUCGAAUGACUUGUCUUAUUUAUGCAAGCCAACGUUGCGGU